AUGUCUACAUGCAAGAAAGAAUCUGUGAAGGGGAAAAUAGAGAGAACUUCUGGUGGUGCUAGGGUUAUGGGUUUGCACACAAGUUCUUCCGCUCAUUCCAAAAAGAACUCAGGAACUCCAUCCAGGAAGCGCUACAAGUCUCGCGCAAUCCCAAUGCAAAACGCUGAGGCCCCUGUGUCUGAGGAUAUUUCAAACUCUUUUGUUUCUGCAAAUGAUGAAGACGAUGUCACAACGUCUACACACUCCUCAGAUGCGACAAUCUCUGAUCAGCCUGACAAGGAAGGUUCACUCUCAAAGGUUUCUUCUCCUUCGUCCAAGAAUCCGGAUUCCAAGGCUGAAGGUUCAAAGGAAGAUCUGUUAGUGGAGUCUAUGAAGACCCCUCCCAUUGUUCACGAUAUCUCUGACGGUGAAGAUUCAGAGGAAGUACCCUUGGCGUGUGUUGCUGACAGGUUACUUAAAAGAAGAAGGGCAUCUGUUGGAGAAACCCCUGUGAGCCAAAAGAAGAAAGCAAAGUCCACUUCUGUCUCUUCAAAAUCAAAACCAGUGGAUGUGCAAAGCAAGGGAAAGAAAAAGGUUGUGGAGUCCUCUGGCAAGAAAGUAAAGAAGACUACUGUGAAGAAGAAGAAGGUUUCCAGGGUUGAACUGGAUUCAGAUUCGGAUGUUGAAGCCGAUGUCCUGGACAUCACGACCUCUGAGAGAAAGAAGUUUUUUGGUAAGCGCAUUCCGCAGGAUAUUCCUUCAAUUCCACUUGAUAAUGUUUCCUUUCAUGCUGCUGAGAAUGCCAUCAAAUGGAAGUAUGUCUUCCAGCGACGUAUUGCUAAGGAACGGGAAAUUGGGUCUGAUGUUUUGGCAUGCAAGGAGAUUGUUGCUCUUAUCACAAGAGCUGGUUUGAGAAAGACUGUUAUGGAGAUAGGCAAGUGUUAUGAUAGGCUAGUGAAGGAGUUCCUAGUCAAUUUGUCUGAUGAUGUUGGCAAUCCUGCCAGUCCUGAAUUUAGAAAAGUCUAUGUGAGGGGUCAGUGUGUGAGUUUCUCUCCUGCAAUCAUAAAUAGAGCACUCGAGAGGAGUGUAGUUGAAUUUGUUGAAGAAGAACUCUCUCUGGACACCAUUGCUGAAGAACUGACUGGAGGAAAGGUGACGAAGUGGCCUGCCAAGAAGCUUCUCUCUACUGGACAUUUGACGGUGAAGUAUGUCAUUUUGAAUAGGAUUGGAGUGGUGAAUUGGAUUCCCUCUAAUCAUACCUCUGCAGUCUCUGCUAUGCUGGCCAAGUUGAUCUACCGUAUAGGAACUCAUGCAGAGACGUGUGCAGUGAAGCUUCCUGUCUCUUUUCCUUCACUUCUCACUGCUAUUAUACUGCAACAACAUCCUCAUAUUCUUGGUGUAAAUGAUGUGCCCUUCCCCAAAGGAAAUCCUAUUACCUUGGAUCAUCGCUUAUUCUUGGAACCUCAUGUCCUGAACAUUGAUCUGCCAUCCAAUAGGACAUCUGUGCCUGUUUAUACGUCAGCUUCUGGAACCAAGAGUGUCAUUUCUGAAUUGGAAGAUAUUUCUAAGGAGUUGCAAGAAACCAUCAGGGUUGCUACUGCAAGGAAGCUUAAAGUGGAUGCGUUAAUUCAAAUUCUCAAGGAGGAAGCUGGUCAAGAGGGUGAGCCUGCAGCUGCUGCUGAGAAGGAAGGAUCUGCAGACAAUGCAGAAGAACACUCUUCUUCUGAUGUUUAG
Messenger RNA from Lotus japonicus, 1713 nucleotides. RefSeq lists its product as uncharacterized. Bases 1 to 1713 code for a protein of 570 amino acids. NCBI's taxonomy places the organism in Eukaryota, Viridiplantae, Streptophyta, Magnoliopsida, Fabales, Fabaceae. The record is from RefSeq and is a predicted model, not a curated record. The transcript is spliced from 2 exons.